AUGGAGCUCCUGGGUCUGGCGCUGCUGCUGCUGGGCUGCCUCUGGGGGUCAUUUGCAGUGGAAGAGUCCUGCGAGGGCCGCUGUGACAAGGGCUUUGACCGCCAGAAAAAGUGCCAGUGUGAUGACCUGUGUGUCUACUAUCAGAGCUGCUGCAGUGACUACUCCAGGAUCUGCAAAACCAAAGCAUAUCAAGCCCAGGUUAACUCUGAGCAUCCCUUUGACGCCUUCACCAGCCUGAAGAACGGCUCCAUCUUCGCUUUCCGAGGCCAGUACCUGUACGAGCUGGACGAGAAGAGCGCCCGGCCGGGCUACCCGAAGCUGAUCCGGGAGGUCUGGGGCAUCGACGGCCCCAUCGACGCCGCCUUCACGCGCGUCAACUGCCAGGGCAAGACCUACCUCUUCCAGGGCAGCCUCUACUGGCGCUUCCACGAGGGCCGCCUGGAGCCCGACUUCCCCCGCAACAUCUCCGAGGGCUUCGCCGGCGUGCCCGACCACCUGGACGCCGCCCUCGCCCUGCCCGCCCAGAACUUCAUGGCCGGCGAGCGCGUCUACUUCUUCAAAGGUGCCCGNCCCCCCUCCGGCGCCGCCGCUCACCGCCCCCCCUCUCCCCCCCUCCCCCCCGCAGGUGAGGCCAGCCGGCCUAGCUUGACCAGCCGUGACUGGCGCGGGCUGCCCUCCCGGCUGAGCGCGGCCCUGCUGGGCAGGCUCUACGUGGCCCGGAGCCCCUCCGGGACGGGCGCCGGCCGCAGCCGGGUCUCCCGCAGGGCCUCCCGCCGCCGCUACCGCAAGAAGUACCCGCGCCGGCAGCAGCGCUGGGGCCGCCGGGGCUCGUCGUCGCCGUUCGCCUCCUCCUUCUGGGAGUCGCCGGACGGGACCAGCUCGGAGUCGUCGGACCGGGACUGGCUGGUCUCCCCCUGCCAGCCCUCGCAGAGCGCCUACUUCUUCGUGGACGACAAGUACUACCGGGUCAACCUGCACACGCGGAAGGUGGACUGGGUGUAUCCCCGGUACCCUCGCCCCAUCGCCAAAUACUGGCUGGGCUGCCCCCCCUCGGAGGACCGGCUCUGA
Protobothrops mucrosquamatus (brown spotted pit viper) is the source of this 1068-nucleotide messenger RNA. RefSeq names its product vitronectin (gene VTN). The transcript is spliced from 7 exons. Gene Ontology annotation, molecular function: scavenger receptor activity; extracellular matrix binding; polysaccharide binding. Bases 1 to 1068 code for a protein of 355 amino acids. The record is from RefSeq and is a predicted model, not a curated record. Gene Ontology annotation, biological process: cell adhesion mediated by integrin; immune response; cell-matrix adhesion. Lineage: Eukaryota; Metazoa; Chordata; Lepidosauria; Squamata; Viperidae.